UGCGAUUCAAAGGACUGACCCUGACAGGUGUAGGCUUUGGGCAAACACAAAUGCAGGCGUCUCCGUUCAUGCCCCAGUACGUGAUCCAGCAGCAACCUGAACUGGGUCUCCCCCAGAUGGUGAACUUUAACCCCCAGGUGGGAGGCCCUUUCGGCCCCCAGAAGAUGUUCCCUACACAGGGGAACCAGCUGCCCCCCGUGCUGUACACCAAUGCCCAACAGGAGCAUCCUGGCGCCCCCCAGGACCCCAACAACCACAAUUUCCAAAUGAACCCCCAGCAACCUCAAAACCCUGCACAGGGGGUUCCCCAGUUUCCUCAGUACUACCCAUCCUUUUCAUAUCCCCAGCAACCAAGAAUGCAGGGCUACCCCUACUACACGUCUUAUGGUUACCCCAACUACCCCCAGCCUAACCAGAACAACCAGGUGAACGGGCAGAACCAGCAGAACUCGGAGAAGACCCCUCAGAAACCACAGCUCCCACUACAGGCUGCCCAACCUCAGGCACCAGGAAAAACAUGGCCUAAAAGAUUCCAGACAGAGGCUGCCAACCCUCCACCAGAUCACCGUGGAGACACAGUUGACCCUGGCAUAGACGAGGGUCAUCCCAACUUCUCAUUCCUGUUUGAGCCAUAGAAUUGCAUGUGGGGGCAAGGAAAAUUGAGG
Molecule: messenger RNA, 665 nt
Organism: Oncorhynchus kisutch (coho salmon)
Lineage: Eukaryota; Metazoa; Chordata; Actinopteri; Salmoniformes; Salmonidae
Product: gamma-gliadin B-like
Exons: 7
Coding region: 51-635 (194 amino acids)
Source: RefSeq, a predicted model, not a curated record